This is a messenger RNA of Pocillopora damicornis (cauliflower coral), 1248 nucleotides long. RefSeq lists its product as uncharacterized. Gene Ontology annotation, biological process: necroptotic signaling pathway; protein phosphorylation. The record is from RefSeq and is a predicted model, not a curated record. Gene Ontology annotation, molecular function: ATP binding; protein kinase activity. NCBI's taxonomy places the organism in Eukaryota, Metazoa, Cnidaria, Anthozoa, Scleractinia, Pocilloporidae.
AUGUCAUCUGGCAAACACACUGAAUUUCGAGCCCAGGGUCAUUUUGGUUCCUUGUCAGCGGUAUGGUCCCCCAAUGGCGCCUCUUACACAGGAACUGAGUUUCUGAAGCCGAAUAAUUCAUUGGGUAAUGACGAGGGACCUUCUGUCGCUGCCUUGGAAACAGGGCAAGUAGUGGCUCAACUGCAAACUCUGGAAGAAGAAAAUAAAGUCCUGAAAGCAAAGCUCAGGGAGCUGGAGAAGAAUUUAAAAAGGAGGGAGGAGAGAAUACGUGAGAAAGAGGAUGAAGUAAGGAGCAUAAAAGUAAGAAUCACAAAGAAAGCCACGAGGAACCGCAGAACAGAGGAAGAACUGCGUAACAAAAAAAGAGAGUUAGAAAGAAUUAAAGUAGACUUGGACAGAACUCAUUAUGAGAAAAGAACAGCUGAAGAGGUCAAAGUUCUUAUCCCGGAGGUUCAGCGCUGUGAAGUUCGGAUAAACGAGGGUGAAAAAGAGUGGAGAGGGGCCAAAGGAAAAGUUAUGAGGGGAAAGGUCCGUGACAUAGAGGUUGUUGUAAAGGAACCUCUCUCUACCAAGCGUAAAGAUUUUAAAGCCUUCAAGCGAGAAAGUGAUAUCAUUUCUCAGCUUGAUCACCCGAAUGUGGUGCGAUGUCAUGCUACAUUUGAUGAGCACGAUGGCCAAUCACCGUGGAUAGUCCAAGAAUAUGCCAACGGUGUCAGCCUGGGAUACCAUUUGAAUAAGAGGUUAUUCACACUGGUACCCUUUGAAGUAUUGUCCUUUGCUCUUGAUGCAGGUCGUGGCCUCUUAUAUCUACACACUCUUCCGUCUCCGAUUGUUCAUGGGGAUCUUCAUUCUGGCAACCUGCUCCUCUUCAUAAUUGGCUCCACCCCCCCAGUGCUUAAACUUUGCGACUUUGGUAAAGCAACUAUUUUGGGAAAUACCAUGCCACCUAAUCAAGGACCAAGUAAAAAAGAUGAUGUGCUUAGCUUUGGGAAGCUGCUGUCAGACAUGUUGCUCAAAAUAAAGUGGCCUGAUUGGAUGGCCCGUCAGGAGCAAGUAUAUUUCCGUACUUCCCUGGAGCAACUGAUAGAAAGGUGCACGAAAGAAAUCCCAGAGUCACGACCAGACAUGCAAAAAGUGGUUGACGAUCUGAAGGAUUUGGAAAAUCGUUACAGUAAUUUUCCGGGACAAGUAGAACAAGACCCAGUGGAAAAGUAUUUAAUCACUAAAACAAGCUUCAAUAGACACUGA